AUGGAGCACCAUGCUCCCCAUGCUAGAGCAGUCUUCGAAGGCUACUACAGCAAGUUCGAUCUGCCUUCGGGAGCACAUCUCGCUCUGAUUUCAUGUCAAGUCCGUGGCGCAGAGAAGAAGCCAUACAUGUUGUCGUUUACAUACGUCCCGCAAGACACGACCCAGAUAUACCAGAAAGAAAUAUGGGCAGAACAUAUAGAGAUGACUGCCCAUGCUUCAGGCAAAGGUUUUCGGCACAACAUCCAGGGCGUUGGCUUCAUCGACUGGAAUGACGAGGUCACGGAGUACAACAUUGAGCAUGAACACUUCACCUUCAAGGCCAAAGCGACAAACAGAACGCCGUGGUCGAAGACUACCAACACACCCGAAAGCCUCCUGGUUCACCUGCCCCUCCCCCUCCAUUGGCACGUACAUUCCCUGGCAUCUGACUGCGCGUUCGAUCUCGAGAUCAAAGACUACCAGCUGCCAGAGCAGGACCGUUCCGGCAAAGCCAGAGUGCACGACGAGAAGAACUGGGCAAUUAGCUUCCCCUCAGCGCAUUCGUGGCUCCAAGCUCGAGAGGAAGAUCGCGGCUUUUGCUGCGCUGGCGGACAGAUCUUAGGCAUGGAAGCUUUCCUACUUGGCUACCGCAGCAAGAACCUCAACAUCGACUUUCGUCCUCCAUUCGCUGUCCGUAUCGCUGGAUGGAGUCCAUUCUUAAGCUACAAGACUGACUGGGAGAAUCGAAAAUUCGAGCUGAGCGUUCAGAACUUUCGCAACAAGCUAACUAUUGAGGCAUCUGCGCCGAAAGGCUCUUUCUUCUCGUUAAGCUCUCCGUUUCCCGAAGGUCAUCGAGAGAACUUCCUGGGUCAAAGCUUCCAAGCUACUUUCAAAGUGAAGGUAUUCGAGAGUGGAUUGUUCAGUCCUUGGAAGCUCGUGCGCGAAGAUCAUUUCGAAAGUGCCAGUCUCGAAUUCGGAGCUGGAUACUACCCGCCUGCUGGAUCUGCCCAACGAUUCCAUUGA
Messenger RNA from Fulvia fulva, 1002 nucleotides. RefSeq lists its product as uncharacterized. The transcript has a single exon. Gene Ontology annotation, molecular function: tocopherol cyclase activity. The coding region runs from base 1 to 1002 and encodes 333 amino acids. The record is from RefSeq and is a predicted model, not a curated record. NCBI's taxonomy places the organism in Eukaryota, Fungi, Ascomycota, Dothideomycetes, Mycosphaerellales, Mycosphaerellaceae.